This is a messenger RNA of Pichia kudriavzevii, 1683 nucleotides long. RefSeq lists its product as uncharacterized. The coding region runs from base 1 to 1683 and encodes 560 amino acids. NCBI's taxonomy places the organism in Eukaryota, Fungi, Ascomycota, Pichiomycetes, Pichiales, Pichiaceae. The transcript has a single exon. The record is from RefSeq and is a predicted model, not a curated record.
AUGCUGUUAUACAGAUAUGCGCCCGGGCUUCGAGUGCGAUUGGUCCUCUCUGUUCGUCGACUGUCAACCACCACUUUUGGAUUGUCUUCAAUAGACCAUAAAGUAUCGUAUCUACUGAAAGACAACAAAGACGUCAACAUAGCGCAUCUGCAUUUAGACAGAACUGAAAGUCUGAUUUUUUUCAAUGAACUUAUUGCCAAGCAUAAGAUCAACUUUAAUGACAUCAGAGUUCAUGGUAUUGGCAAACUAAUGAAAUUUUUACCAUUCAUGAAUUAUACUGGAUUAGUGUUAAUUAAGAAUUGUGGAAUUCUUAAUUCUGAAUGCGAGUCUCAAAUUGAUAACAUUUAUCUCAACAGAUACACCGACAAAAUGAGAUUAUUAACUAUUGAUAUAUUGUUAUUUUAUCAAUGUUAUCGAGAAGCAUAUAAAUUUGUGAAAUUAUACGAAUCGAAAGUUCCUUCAUCAGGAUCGUCCUCCAAUUUGUCUAAAUAUAAAUUCAAGUUAUCCAAGUUUAAAAAUUUUGAAGACAUGUCGAUCUCCGCAUCUGAGAUUGUGGAGAAUAACAUUGUUCAUAUCUACUUAAGGGAAUUGUUGAAAUCUGAACAUUACACACUUAGUGAGAAAUUCAAAUAUUAUCUUCUUAUAUUGUACAAAACAUUGGAAGUUUAUCCAAACUUGUCCAAAACACAAAUAUCAAGCUUAAACUCAACAUUUUUUGCAUUGUUAUAUAGACAGAAGGCCAUUCCUUAUUCGAUAUACCUUUCAUAUUUUGUCAAAUUAUAUCCGAAAUCAACCUCCCUUCUUCAAGAGUUAGGGCUACUAACAAACGAUUCUAACUCAAAGGGGCCGGUUUUUAUAGGAAAUUUGGAGCAAGUGAAUAUUAGAAGAGAAUUGGUUCAAAGCAAAACGUACCCAUAUAUGGAGGAUUUAUCUUUGCUAUUCACAAAGUAUCUUUAUGAAAACUUGCCAAAUAGAUCACAGCUGAAAACUUUAUUCAAGACUUACAUUCGAGUAGUUUCAAAAUAUCAGAAAACCGAAAAGUUUUUAUCGCAAAAUCCGGCUUAUAUAUUUGAAGUUCACCCCUUUUCUAAGUUCUUUCAUGAUAGUUCAAUAUUAUCCACUUUUGUUGAUUACUGCUUCAAUGAAAGAUUCACAUCCUUGAUGAAGCCACUUACAGCUUCGAAUUUGAUAGAGAAAUUCUAUGCAUCUUUGGAUAUUAUUAAUGUUGAUCAUUAUAAAUCAAAAAUUCAUCAUACUCACAUAAGUCAACUGGACAGGUUAGUUAAAUACUUUUUACAUAUAGAUGAUCCAAGGGGUGACAUAACAAGAGCCAUAGAAUUGGUGAAAAUUUUGACUGAUGCAAAUAUUUACCUAUCCGGUGACACCUACAUUUCAGUUGUUAGGGCACUUUAUAAAUUAGAUUGUAUUGAGGAUGGUACCAAUCUUUAUAACUACUUUAAGGAUCACCCUCAGAUUUCAACUAGAAUAAAACAGUCUGAUAUAUCCUAUAUUUGCUGUAGGUAUAAAUUGCCAUACCCAAAGCCCAUAUUAAGAGAGAACCAUCUAAGACAACAUGAUCCAUUUUCUCUAGAGUUUAACCACGGCUUCUUAAAGGGUGAACUAGCACCUGAAAAUAUUGUCAAGCGACUGGACAGUCAACUAGCGAUAAGAACAAAACAUUAA